Messenger RNA from Colletotrichum higginsianum IMI 349063, 1074 nucleotides. Its product is annotated as Zinc finger protein 2. Gene Ontology annotation, biological process: regulation of DNA-templated transcription. Gene Ontology annotation, molecular function: RNA polymerase II cis-regulatory region sequence-specific DNA binding; DNA-binding transcription factor activity, RNA polymerase II-specific. Bases 1 to 1074 code for a protein of 357 amino acids. NCBI's taxonomy places the organism in Eukaryota, Fungi, Ascomycota, Sordariomycetes, Glomerellales, Glomerellaceae. The transcript is spliced from 3 exons. The record is from RefSeq and is a predicted model, not a curated record.
AUGGAGCAUGAGCUAACUGACCCGCGUUACAGUGACGGCGCCAGCCGCACGCGAUGUUCUUUGACAGAUAUCUUUACAGAUCUUGAUGACUUUCAAUCGAACACACCUCAACCCUUCCCUCUUCAGGCCGAGCCUUACGACACUGGUCCGUUGUCGCAUGAGUCGAACCCGUGGACUUCCUUUCAACCGUUCUAUGGUCUGAGUGCCGAACACAUCGACAGCUCAUACUCGGUAUCGGACCUCCCCGUCGAUGCCAACCUUAUAUCAUGGUCUCAAUGUGACGGGCCUAGCUUCCAGGCCCUCAACCGACCAGUCAAUCACUGGCCUGUUAUUCUAGGCCUUGAUUCCCCUGCGUUUGGCGCUCCCUACGAGGAUCAUAGGCAGUACCCCGUCGUUCCCACACCACAUCAAGCCGCAUAUGAUCAUGCCCACUUGUCAUUCAAACCAAACACUCAAUCAAUAGAUCAAGGUUCCUUCAGUGCACAGCUCUACAGCCAUGGAUUCCAUGGAUCGAGCCCUUCAACAUAUACAAAUCUCGGCAGUCCUUCUCAAUACCAUACGUUAUCUUUAUCUGGUGGCCCGGUCGAAAGCCUUGGUACUCGGCCCUUGGCUGCUGGCACUUGUAUCAAUAUCCAAGCCAGUCACAAGGACGAAAUACUUGUCGAUAACAUAACAGCCAACGGAACAAACGUCUUGACUUCUCUUGUGAUCGCUGAUCCUGGGCAAAGUAGUGAAAGUUCGACCCCCAACUCCAUCGGCUCGUCACCAGGCCCCGAUAUGCUCGACUGCCCAGCAUGCGGCCGUUUCCAAGGAGAUGUGAGAAGGCUCAGGGAACACAUGCGUUGUCACAUAAAGCCGCAUAUCUGCGACGUUGGCGGGUGUGGCCGGCGGUUUAGCACGUCGAGAGACCUUAAGCGCCACCAGGAGUCGGCGCACCGGAAGUCAACUCUGGAAUGCCACAUCUGCUUCCGAAAGUUCGGCGGCAAGCGCGCAGACAACCUGCAGAGACACCUCCAGACAAAACAUGCACUGGAGGCUAUGUAUGAAGGACCACUUCCGUUCGGGCCGCUUUGA